Molecule: messenger RNA, 674 nt
Organism: Cervus elaphus (red deer)
Lineage: Eukaryota; Metazoa; Chordata; Mammalia; Artiodactyla; Cervidae
Gene: CIB3
Product: calcium and integrin binding family member 3
Exons: 6
Coding region: 1-564 (187 amino acids)
Molecular function (GO): calcium ion binding
Source: RefSeq, a predicted model, not a curated record
AUGGGUAACAAGCAAGCAGUCUUCACUCAUGAGCAGCUGGAAGCUUAUCAGGACUGCACCUUCUUCACGAGAAAGGAAAUCAUGAGGCUCUUCUAUCGCUACCAGGACCUGGCCCCUCAGCUUGUCCCUCUCGACUAUACCAGCUGCCCUGACGUGAAGGUGCCCUAUGAGCUCAUUGGCAGCAUGCCUGAGCUGAAGGACAACCCCUUCCGUCAGAGGAUCGCCCAGGUCUUCUCCGAGGAUGGGGAUGGCCACAUGACCUUGGACAACUUCCUGGACAUGUUUUCUGUGAUGAGUGAAAUGGCUCCCCGUGACCUCAAAGCCUACUACGCUUUUAAAAUUUAUGACUUUAACAACGAUGACUACAUCUGUGCGUGGGACCUGGAGCAGACGGUGACUAAGCUGACUCGGGGGGAGCUGAGCGCUGAGGAGGUGAGCCUGAUAUGUGAGAAGGUGCUGGAUGAAGCCGAUGGGGACCACGACGGGCGACUCUCCCUGGAAGACUUCCAGAACAUGAUCCUUCGGGCACCAGACUUCCUCAGCACCUUCCACAUCCGCAUCUGAGGGCACCACGGAGGAGGAGCCGGGCCAGAGGACGUCGGGGCGAACCCCUCAUCCUGCUGUGAAGUCUGGUUUCCCUGGGCUCUGGGAAUAAACGCACAUCACUGAGUCAC